Vanessa tameamea is the source of this 2445-nucleotide messenger RNA. RefSeq lists its product as uncharacterized. Gene Ontology annotation, molecular function: zinc ion binding; metallocarboxypeptidase activity. The record is from RefSeq and is a predicted model, not a curated record. The transcript is spliced from 9 exons. Lineage: Eukaryota; Metazoa; Arthropoda; Insecta; Lepidoptera; Nymphalidae. Bases 76 to 2445 code for a protein of 789 amino acids. Gene Ontology annotation, biological process: proteolysis.
GGUCGUUCUGGCUCAAGCAAGUCGCGUCAGUGGGUAUAGUGCGCGCGCACCUCGCCAUGCGAACACGCUCACCACAUGGCGCGUCGCCUGGCGCUGCUUGCGCUGCUGGCGUGCGCGGCGGUCGCGAACCGCCGGCCUUUACGAUCUACCGAUAUCUCCGAUUCGCAAUCUUACGAUAUUGUGCUUUGGGACGAUUAUGAUGAAUCUCUUGAAAAAUCUCUUCCAAAACAUGUCACAUUCAAUCCCCAAACAAAAGUGAUAGUCAAGAACAAAGUUCCCAAGUUUAAUGUGACAAAGAAAAAAACUAAAAGUGAUGAGAAGAUUCAAGUUAUUAAAACUACAAUAAAUAUUUCAAGUCAAACAAACUUUAUAGUGACAAAACCACCUCAGCACGUCGAAACGUUAUCUAGUUCAAUUUCGCGGCUUCCCUAUGAGACGUUUACAAAUGUAAAUAAAUUUUGGAUAGAUAGUGCAACCCAGACCUUGAGGCCUAGCACAAGAAAGCCAGUAAAGCCUCGGCCAUCGAUAUCGACAUCGACGCCUAGUACAAGAAAGCCGGUAAAGCUUCGGCCAUCGAUACCGACAUCGACGCCGAGCCCAAGAAAGCCGGUAAAUCCUCGGCCAUCUAUACCGCCAUUGAAGCCCAGCACAAGAAAGCCCAUAAAGCCUCAGCUAUCGACAUCGACUUCGACUCGACGGCCGCCUAAGACGCACAGCCCUCGGAUCACGUCGACGACGAGACGACCACGCACGAGCACGACAAGACGUCCGAGUACUCGUCGGAAAUUAAAAACAACAAAAGUGACUUGUCCACCGAAAAAUCCAAGUUGGAUAUCAACAUAUAUUCAAGAUAAUCAUUUAAAAAAAACUCCGAAAAAUGAAGUGAAAUCAGGAUUAUUUUCCAGACUUUACAACUGGUUUGUAGAAUCAAAAUCAAUUUGGUUUAAUGCUGGUUGGUUCGAAGAGAAGUCAACUACAACAACUACACCUUAUCCUCCUUCAACAUCGACGGGCAAUUGGUUUCAAAUAUUCCUCGAUUCUGAAGAUACCGAUAGUUCAAAUGUAGUUAAUGAAAAGGUAAAAAAAUCCGCGAAAAAAUCUCUCAAGAAAACAUACAAAGGCUACCAAUUACUAAGAACAUACCCAGACUUGCAAUGGAAAGUGCAUUCGUUGUUAGAUUUGCAGGAAGAAGCUGAAGGGUCGGGUCUAAUGUGGUGGACUUCUCCGUCUCUCAACGGUUCUACUGAUCUGCUCGUUCCACCUGACUUACUAAUUGAUAUAAAAAAUCAUUUAAAAUCAUCUAAAAUAGAUUUCGACGUUGUUAUUUGGGAUUUGCAGAAAGCGAUUGCAUAUGAAAACCCAAAGCUUUCGAAGAAACAACGUAUUGAACUAGAGCAAUUACGCGGUCAUCCCAUGACUUGGAGACGGUACCACCGCUAUGCCGAUAUAUUAAGAUAUCUCGAAUACCUACAACACUCCUAUUCUGAUAUUGUUGAAUUGGUACCGCUGGGUCUCUCUUCAGAAGGAUUACCAUUAGUGGCGGUAAAGGUAUCUAUUCCAAAAAACGAAUCGCAAACGAGAGAUGUCAACAACAGGCCUCAAAAAAAGAAAUGGAAGUUACGAUCACACAUGAAACCAGCCAUUUGGUUGGACGGCGGCGCUCAUGCUAGGGAAUGGAUAUCACCCGCAGUUGCUACAUGGAUGUUACAUAACUUAAUAGAAGGUGAUAAAGGCUUAGGUGCUGAUCGUGAAAUACUCAAUGUAGCUGACUUUUAUAUCAUGCCGGUGAUAAAUCCUGAUGGCUACGAGCAUUCGCACACGCACGAUCGACUUUGGAGAAAAACACGUUCACGAAGCCCUGACCAUUCGGAUGAUUACUACGUCGGUUGGUUUCCUUGGAACUGGGGCCGUACAGAAUGUGUGGGUGUAGAUGCGGAUCGUAAUUGGGAUUACCACUGGGGUGAAAAGGACACUUCAAAUGACCCUUGCGCGGAAAAUUACGCUGGUCCCCACCCAUUCAGCGAGCCAGAGACACGGGCUGUUUCUGAGUUCUUGGCAGAACGCAGAGGGCAGAUAAAGGUAUAUAUAUCUUUGCACGCAUACUCGCAAGCUUGGCUCCUACCAAGCUCUCACGCACACGCGACAUUCGCUGAUGAUGGAAUGCUGAUGGAAAUGGGUAAACUUGCAACAGCUGCUCUUGCCGAUAUGUAUGGAACCAAGUAUCAGGUAGGAACAGCUGCGCAACUCCGACAACCAGCUUCAGGGAUGUCCCACGAUUGGGCUAAAGCUAGAGCUGGAAUUAAAUUCUCUUAUCAUGUUGACCUUAGAGACUCUUUUGGACCAUAUGGUUUCCUACUGCCAGGGUCACAAAUAGUCUCUACAGCUCGCGAGACUUGGCAGGCUGUGAGAGCAAUUGUAGAUAAUCUUUCCCCUGGCCUUAAAUAA